Lutzomyia longipalpis is the source of this 1806-nucleotide messenger RNA. RefSeq lists its product as uncharacterized. The record is from RefSeq and is a predicted model, not a curated record. The coding region runs from base 1407 to 1715 and encodes 102 amino acids. The transcript has 2 exons. NCBI's taxonomy places the organism in Eukaryota, Metazoa, Arthropoda, Insecta, Diptera, Psychodidae.
GCUGUGAUUCUUUCUUUGUCAGUGAAAUGUGAAAUUGACGGAAAAUUGAGGAUGGGCAAAUUUUGAGGAAGGCUUUCUCGCGCACCGAAUCACAGCCAACGCGCAGAUAAUUUGUGAGAAGCCUUAAUCGUGGGCGUUGGCUGUGAUUCGGUACGCGAGAAAGCCUUCCUCAAAAUUUGCCCAUCCUCAAUUUUCCGUCAAUUUCACAUUUCACUGACAAAGAAAGAAUCACAGCCCGUAAGUUUUACUUACCGUUCUUUCGCUUUAUACUGUUCCAUCCAUGCUAUAUUUAAUUUUUAUCUUUGCAGUUUAUAUAUAUUUAUCUUUGCAUUUUUAUAUGUAUAUAUAUAAUGUAUAUAUCUAUGCAUUUAUAUAUAUUUAUUUUAUUUUAUUUUAUAUGUGUAUAUAAAACGCCCCGCUUCGCGGGGCGUUGGACUUAUGCAACUCAAGAUAUGACAUGUAAACUUUAAAACGCGAUAUCUCCGGAACGGCUACAUAGAUUUUCUUCAUUUUUGGCAUGGAGCUAGAUACUAUAGUCAACUAUUACAUAUCAAAAUUUGAAGCAAUUCUAUAAAGCGGUGCUCGAGAUAUUCAUCGAAAACUCAUCGAAAAUUUUGUUUUCGAUUUUAGCGCCACUUGCGGUCAUUUCUUGAACUUGCAAUGUUCCGAGGAGUUGUAGGGCUCAUUAUUAUCUUUCAUUUGAGCCCGAGUUGAUCAAAAUCGGUCAAGCCGUUCUCGAGUUAUGGCCGAUUUUCGAUGAAAAAUUGUGGCGGCCAUAUUGGCUAAACGGCUUGGCCGAUUUUCGAAAAUGAGGUAUCGUUGGAAAGGUCUUGAUGGCCCCUACAACAUAUAAAAAUUUCAGAUUUUUAGCUAUUACAGGGGCUGAGAUAUAGCGAAAACAAAAUUUUGAGGUUAUUCAAAAUGGCGGACGCGGGGGUGGGGGGUUGGAUUUGACUUCAUAAUCGGAUGUCUUCCACCUGAUAUAUGAACUUUGCCGUUGACCGCAAGUCUCUAUCUAUUACCGUUCUCUUGCAAUUUAGAGAAAGGUUCCGGCCGGCCGGACGGCCGGACGGACGGACGGACGGACGGCCGGCCGGAAAAAUUUUUGGCGCCACCAUUUUUUGGAAUGUGGGGACCCUAAUUCGUGCUCAUCCCAAGUUUGAGCCCGAUCUGACGACUUUGCAUUUUAGAGUGUACACAGAAGCUGUGCUUCUUUUAAGAAAGAAUCACAGCUAAAAAAGAUAGAGAUUCAAGAGUAGAUAAGGGAUAACACGGGUUAAUUAUAGGAUGUCCUUCCGGUUUCCUGGCGACGAUAAAAAUCCAAACACGCGCUCUUCAACCAAUACUGAAUGCCAGAUUUGCAUUAAUCGUUCAGUGCAGUGGUCAUUCUUGAACAUUUAGCAAAGAUGAAGCAUCAACAAGUGGUAGUGGACUACUGGACCAUGGUUAAGACGUCAUUCACGUACUUAAUCCUUGUGGCUGGUGCGUGGCUCAUGUUCAGAUUGUUCCACGCUGUGUUCUGGUUCCCAAAGAUUCUACAGCAGAAGCACGAGGAAAUUGCCCGAAGGAUUGAGUAUCAUGCCAAAAGACUCCAGGAGGCCCUGCCGAAGGACGAGCAAGAGCCAGAGGGGGCAGUGAACAAUGUGCCAGCAACGCCAGCACCUUCUGAGAAUGAAACAACAACUUCUGGGGAAGAGGCGAAGAAGGAAAAGUAGGGAGGAUUCUGUUGAAAUUAUAAUACUCACUAUAGUAUUGUAUUGUGUAUAUAUUUUAUACAUUUCAACAAGAUUUAAAGUUCGUAAACUA